AUGGUGGUCACGUUUGGCUCCAAAACCGGCCAUGUUGCGACUAUUCCUCUAUACGGACACACGGUUUACGCAGAAUGGUAUGCUACCAUUUGUUUGCCACAGGUCGAUUCUGAACUCUGUAAACAGAACUGCAACCGUCGCUUCAUCCUCCAUCACAACAAUAUGAGCUUUCACACCGCGCACAUAACGAAAGAGUUCUUUGAGCUAAAUAACAUAGAAUUAUUAGUCUAUUUGCCGUACAGCGCCGAACUAAGCCCUGAUGAUUUCUAUACUCUCCCUAAAAUAAAGAAUAAACUGCGUGGUCAGUAA
Messenger RNA from Leptosia nina, 309 nucleotides. The record is from the annotation of a GenBank genome assembly. NCBI's taxonomy places the organism in Eukaryota, Metazoa, Arthropoda, Insecta, Lepidoptera, Pieridae.